AUUUUAAUUAAUACUUUAUGUAUUUUUAAGAUAAUAAAAAAUAAAAUAAAAACAAAAGUUAAAUAUCAAAAGGUGUAAUCAAAUGAAUCCUAACAAUUUUAGACAAUUACUUCAGUAACAACAAACCCUCUUGCAUGUUUCGUGUUUCCAUUCUCUCUUUUUGGUAUAAUAUAAUUUUUUAUUUUCCUUUUUAAAAGAGGGCAAUUGUCUUCUACUACAUUUUAUAUUCAAGGGGUGGAGAAAAGGGGUAACUGAGGUUGAAUUUGAAACCCUCAUCGGUGUUACCACUUUAUCCAUCAUGUGGAGACCACAAUAAUACAUUUGAUGUUAAUUUUUGAACAAUUUUGCAAGGGAUCGGAUUUGAAUCGUUGUUCGAGAGAGUGAAGGAGGGAUGUACUUAAACGUGAUUGGAUGUCACUGGACCCGAAGACCCAAGUUACAAUUGAUGUUAAUAAACUACUAUUAUGAAGGGAUAAUGGAUAAUGCGAGGAAUAUACUUCCCAACAUUAAUUGUGAAAUGCAGUUAGACCUUGGCAAACAAGCAGAUUGGAUCAAGUUCGAGUUGGGUCAACUUAAGUAAUGAAUUCUAUAAGUUGGGUCACUAAUGGGUCACAGGUUGAGGAAGACCAACUUUAACUUGACCUUAAUGGGUUAUGAAUUAACUCUAAGUUGACGUUUUUGUAAGUAACUGAAUAAGGCAAAAAAGUUAAA
Messenger RNA from Rubroshorea leprosula, 711 nucleotides. Lineage: Eukaryota; Viridiplantae; Streptophyta; Magnoliopsida; Malvales; Dipterocarpaceae. The record is from the annotation of a GenBank genome assembly.